AUGCAACGCCAACUGGUUCUGCUUUAUCCGGAGGACAUCCUCGCUGGUCAAGACGUUCGUCUCCCCGCUCCCACGUACUUGAGCGUCGCAGACGACUUCCAGCCGGACACGGUCCUACUUGAAGCCACGGACGGCCAGGCCGACGUGAACGUGCUCGGCAUUUCGCUGUGGGUCCCUCGCCCGAUGCUGCGCCGCCCGGUUGCAGCGGUGGUCGCGUCGGGCACCAUUUACGGUCAGGUUGUUGCCUAUGCGGCGGCUCAACUUACCGUGCGCCACGCGCACGGCGUCACCCACGUCCCCGUUGCUCAAGCCGAGGAGAUUGCCCCCGCCCUGGUUUUCCUGUUGGCCCGGACGAAGAUCACGUUUCGGAGCGCCACGAGGGGCCGCCGUAGCAGGGCUGCCGUACACGCAACUAUCCUCAACCGUCUCCUUGGUCUGAACGGAGAGCAUUCGUCUCGCUCUAUUCGCGAGCUCCUGGCGGGGUUUGUACCAGCGGCGAAGCAGCCCCAGCCUUCGGACACUCUGCUGUGGUGCUGCCCGACUACUGACCGCGACACCCUGUGCCGUGUGCAACAUGUGAUUCACUUCGGGUACUCCGUCGUCGGCGGCUCUUCGCUGCCCUCGAACAUCGCCAUCGGUGUUACCUUUUGCGCUGAUCCGGGCGUCGGCGCUAGUCGCCAUAACGUUCCCCGGUCUGUCCACGCCCCUACUGCUGUGCGCGACUCGUCUCCAACUGCUGUGCGCGCGGAUUCGUCGGUCACCCAAUUCGCCGACCUGCUUGAUGCCCUCGAGGGGCCAAGGGAGGUCAACAACAGCACCAGCCCCGUGUCUGCAAGCGCGCGCCGUCAUUCCGAUCCAGAAGCAGGAUCCCGUCCAAGUCACUCGCCACCACGCGCACCUAUGCGAGUGGCCGUGCGGGUGGAGGUGAGGUCGGAGCCCAACCCGCCGGCCCCACCUGCGUCAGACCUGUCGGCUCCUGUACGGAUCAUGUCGCUCCUCGCGGACUAUCCGGACCUUCUGCAAACGUACGCCGGCCAACUUCAAAGACUGGAGCCAAAGCGUCGCCGAACGGACUACGGUGCUCCCUCAGACUUUGUGACCUCAGCCGAGGAUUUACCGGACCGCCAUGGGAGUUUCCGUCCGUCGCCGGCUCAACCCGCAGUUCACGAUCUGAUCACUGCGGAAGAACACCGAGGUAAGUCCCCUGUAUCGUUCGUUGAAUACGCUCCAUCUUCGUCGGCAACCAAGUUCGUUCCGCACCCUGCCAUCUUCAGCCGCCUGUACGACCUGAAUUUCGACGUCUGCGAACUAUCGAUCCUGCACUUCCGUCGUUUUGACAUGCACGCUCGGCUGGAACAAGCGGGCUCCGGUUCGGUCAACAUGCGCAACUACUCCGCCAAGGUGGACCUACCCAAGGUCACGUUGACCCCGAGCUAUUUUGACGUCGUCACGGCGUUACGAGUCCUCAACUCGUACGUCAACGAGUUCUUCAACGCUACGACACGUCGUCUACUUGCUGCGGCUGAAGAUUUCGCUGGAGAGCUGGAUGACUACGGCCACGGAGCUUUGCCUGCGGUCAUCUCGGCUCAAGGCUGCCCGUCGCAGUCUCCGGACCGAUGUACCCACCACUUCCUGGUCCACUUCACGCCGUCGACUCUCAAGCCCGCUGUCAAGUCGUACAUCGUGGAAAAGUAUGGUGGCCUACGGGCGGACCUCGCUUCGACCCUCUGA
Messenger RNA from Phytophthora sojae, 1731 nucleotides. RefSeq lists its product as hypothetical. The coding region runs from base 1 to 1731 and encodes 576 amino acids. NCBI's taxonomy places the organism in Eukaryota, Oomycota, Peronosporomycetes, Peronosporales, Peronosporaceae. The record is from RefSeq and is a predicted model, not a curated record. The transcript is spliced from 3 exons.